This is a messenger RNA of Bufo gargarizans (Asiatic toad), 2409 nucleotides long. It is a transcript of the gene OXGR1, whose product is annotated as oxoglutarate receptor 1. Gene Ontology annotation, biological process: G protein-coupled receptor signaling pathway. The record is from RefSeq and is a predicted model, not a curated record. Bases 139 to 1125 code for a protein of 328 amino acids. Gene Ontology annotation, molecular function: G protein-coupled receptor activity. Lineage: Eukaryota; Metazoa; Chordata; Amphibia; Anura; Bufonidae. The transcript has 2 exons. Gene Ontology annotation, cellular component: plasma membrane.
UCGUAGCACGUACAGUACAACUAUUCUGUGUGAUUAUUUGCUUGAUUCCAGUGAAAUAACGAUUGAAUAGUUUUCUAUUGGAUAACCAGUCCUAAUGUGCAGGUGACAAAACUCCUCAGGAAAUCAUUUUGAGACAGAAUGACAAUGAAUAAUGAAUCCGAAUACAUCUUCAAUUCCUCCUUCAUGUCCAGCGACACAGAAGUCUCAACAAACUGUACAAACCCUUUAGUAGACAAAUUGAUAAAAAUAUACUUUCUACCUGCAAUGUACAGCAUCAUCUUCAUAAUUGGAUUUCCAGGAAACAUUAUUGCAAUUACAGUAUAUGUCAUGAAGAUGAGGCCAUGGAGAACCAGCAUCAUUAUUCUGCUGAACUUGGCCAUCACAGAUCUUCUGCACCUUAGCAGUCUUCCUUUCCUGGUAUACAAUUAUGCUAAUAAGGAAAAGUGGACUCUUGGAGACUUUACGUGCAAGCUCAUCCGCGUUGCAUUCCAUUUUAACCUAUAUGGCAGCAUUCUCUUCCUGACCUGUUUCAGCAUCUUCCGCUACUUUGUCAUUGUUCAUCCAAUGAAAUUUCACUCCAUCCACAAAAGAAGAUGGGCAGUCAUAGCGUGCGCUGCUGUGUGGGUAAUUGCAUUAAUUGAGGUCCUUCCAAUGGUUGUUUUCAUGAGAAAUGUUCAAGAUACUGUGGCUUGCAUGGACUUUGCAGUGUCUGUUGAUACAUAUAAUGUGCGUUGGUAUAAUUGCUUCCUCACUUCCAUUGGAUUUGCACUACCUUUACUAGUAGUGACUCUAUCCUAUACUUGCAUCAACUUCAGCUUAGCAAAUGGACCAUAUACCAAUGAUGCUCAUAAGAUAAAGGCUCGACGCCUUGUUGUCAUUCUUCUGGUAGUAUUUUAUGCUUGUUUUUUACCUUUACAUAUUUUUAGAGCUAUUCGUAUCGAAACUCGGCUGUAUCCAGUAGACUGUGUAUAUGAAAAGCAUAUCCAUGCCACAUACAUAGCAUCUAGACCCAUAGCUUCGCUUAAUACAUUUGGCAAUUUGUUACUGUAUGUUGCUGUGGGGGGAAACUUCCGGCAAGCUAUUCAGUCACUUUAUAAAGCUAACCCUUAUGAACAACAACCGUAAAUCUGAUGAGUUUUAUACAUUAAAUCCAAUGCUGUAUACUACAGAUAAAACAUAAAGGUGAAUGCACUUCCAAUAGCUAAUAUCAUAUAGAUAUUAUUUUCAGCAACAUUUUCCUAAAUACAAAAAAUAAUAAUUUAAACAUAUAAUCCUAACUGCCUUUCUCUGUGAUAUUUUGCAUGAUUUUGCAUCAUCGUUGUCAUCUUUGUUUAAAACAGAAAGUCAGGUCACUCCAUGUAAUGCGUUGAUUUAAUCUAAAAGGCAGAUAAAGAAUGGUCACAUCCAGAAGAUAUGCAGAAAUCUACUAAUUAGUUAUAGAUUAGUAACAUAGCAACAUAGUUUAUAAGGCUGAAAAAAUACAUCUGUUCAUCUGUCCAAACAGUAAAUUAAUCUAUCAGUUCAGUGUUUAAUUGUCCUAUAUUCCAGUAUUAAUGAAUGGAUGACCAUGCUGUAGGUGGCCAGGUAACCAGGUCUUGAUUCUGGCUCAUAGAAGGGUAUUUUGGGCAUAUGAAAAGAAAUGAUUGGCCUUAAACAACCUUUCAAUGGGUUUAGCCAUCUAAUGUAGUUCUGAUCAAUGGAACAAAAUGCUAGGACAAGUAGACAGUUACAUUAUUAUCCUUGGACAUUGUCAUAGAUGCAGUAUUCACUAGGCUUCGGCGAAUCAAGCUUCGGAUCAUAGAUCCAUAGUUGAUUUGUUAAAAAACUUUGAUUCCGUACAGCAUCAAAAUGUAUUGGCUCCGUGUAGACAAACUUCGUCUUGGACGAAGUUGCGCAAGACUUCGGUGAAUGUCUUCAGUAUUCCUAUCUGCAUUUAUUUAAUUUUUUUUUAAAUAGGAAUCUAAAGUCGGCUUUGGUACCGGAGCUGACGUUUGAUUCUUAUUUUAGAGCUGUAAGGAAACAGUUUUUUAAUAAAUCAACUUUGGAUCUAUGAUCCAAAGCUUAAUUUGCUCAAGCCUAAAAUCACAGUACACGCUGCUAAGGACCGGUAAUCGCAAGACAUGGGUCAUUUGUUAUUGGAUUACCAGGUUUGUACUUGAAAGAAAACGCAGGUAGAUACUGUAUACACAACAUGACCUGAAAUAUAAACUGUAAUUACAGGGUAGUAAUGAGUACUCAUCCCUGAUAUACCGUAUAUUCUAGUCUGGCUGUUAAUUAUCUUUGUAUAGCAAACUAUUAUAUUCUGCUCAUGUCAAAGGUGUAUCCAUAAAACUAAUUUGCUGAUCAGUAAGGACUGUACUCCACCUAUGUCCUAUAACUCUUAUAACUAAAAUAUGUGUAUCAAUUGAU